Messenger RNA from Gossypium arboreum, 1081 nucleotides. RefSeq names its product CRAL-TRIO domain-containing protein YKL091C-like. The record is from RefSeq and is a predicted model, not a curated record. The transcript has 6 exons. Lineage: Eukaryota; Viridiplantae; Streptophyta; Magnoliopsida; Malvales; Malvaceae. The coding region runs from base 186 to 932 and encodes 248 amino acids.
UCGAAGCGGUGAUCUUCUAGCUUUCUUUGAACUUGUUUCUAAUUUAUUGUUGAGUACGUAACCAAUAGGGACUACAUUUUGUCUCUUUGCUGAAAAAGUAAAGCCUAUUUAUUGAGGAAGAAAAAGAAAAAACGUUACUGUAUGUUUAUACGUAUAUAUAUGUAUAAUAGACUUAACUGAGAUCUAUGAUGAUGGGUUCAGAGAAAAUGAAUAACCCCAUGGAAAUAGAAGACAAGAACAUUGAGAAGACAAAGAUAAGUCUUAUGAGAAUCUUGGUUGAAAAACAAGAUCCAUCUUCCAAGGAAGUUGAAGAUGGGACAUUGAGAAGAUUUCUAAGAGCUCGUGAUUUAGAUGUAGAGAAAGCAUCAAACAUGUUCCUUAAAUACCUCAACUGGAAACGAAACUUUGUUCCCAAUGGUUCCAUUUCACCAUCCGAAAUCAGGCAUGAAAUCCAACAGAAUAAGAUGUUCUUGCAAGGUUGGGACAAGAAAGGACGACCGAUAGCCCUUCUUCUUGCUGCAAGACAUUUCCAACAUGAAGGCGGUGUGGAUGAAUUCAAGCGUUUUAUAGUCUACCUUUUCGAUAAAAUAAUCACAAGGAUGCCACCAGGGCAAGAGAAAUUCAUAGUGAUAGGAGAUCUUAAAGGAUGGGGAUACGCAAAUAGCGACAUCCGUGCAUACCUUGCAGCUCUAUCUCUUGUACAGGAUUAUUACCCUGAAAGACUUGAAAAGCUGUUCGUAGUCCAUGCACCAUACAUCUUCAUGACAGCAUGGAAAGUUGUUUACCCUUUCAUCGACCCAAAAACCAGGAAAAAGAUAAUAUUCGUUGAUAACAAAUCACUCAAAUCAACUCUGCUAGAAGAAAUAGACGAGAGCCAGCUGCCUGCAACAUUGGGUGGCAAACUUGAAUUGGUUCCUAUUCACAACAGUUAAUCAUAUAUAAUACCUUGCUACCGAUGAAUGGCUUGAAAAAAUUAUAUUGUGUAGACAUACGUAUCCAAUAUAUACUGGAAGAUGACUUUUAACACUUUUCUUUUUAUGUAUUUGAAGUACGGUAUCCUCAAAGGUGAGUUGAAUCACAA